Trachemys scripta elegans is the source of this 3749-nucleotide messenger RNA. RefSeq names its product GTPase IMAP family member 4-like. Gene Ontology annotation, molecular function: GTP binding. NCBI's taxonomy places the organism in Eukaryota, Metazoa, Chordata, Testudines, Emydidae. The transcript has 3 exons. The coding region runs from base 331 to 1407 and encodes 358 amino acids. The record is from RefSeq and is a predicted model, not a curated record.
UACACAAACGCAGGAUGCUCCUGGGAAAGGUUCUAGGGUUGUCUUGCUGGUAAAAAUGAUUGUUCUCAUCCAUUACACCCUGCACAUAUGCAGCAAGAGUUUGAACUAAUUCUUUACAUUCCUUCCUUCACUAUUGAAUGCUGUCUCUGACACAAAUUUUAAUCCAAACUUCAUUAAGACAAGAAACCGUAAGAACUGCUGUGGCUGUUCUGCUAAAACACAGCUUCCUGGCAGGACAGCGUAGAAGCCGGAGGGAGCUGCAGACACCGGAGGAAGAGUAAUCGAGUGUUCUCUGAGUGAGACAGAAGCCCAGAGACGGAUCACCCAGAUAUGGAAGAAGAAAUUCAGGCAAGAGAUGAACUUUCCCAUGCCCCAGACAAUGGUGACCAUGAACUGAAAAUCAUCCUUGUUGGUAAAACUGGAGCUGGGAAAAGUGCAACAGGGAACACCAUCCUGGGCCAGAAAGUGUUUGACUCCAAACUCAGUGUGAGGCCAGUAACUGAGAAAUGUGUUAAAGGGAGCAGGAGCUGGAAUGGGAGGGAGGUGGUGGUUAUCGAUACUUCUGCCAUUUUGGACACAAAGGUACCUGACGAAGAAACCUCCCAGGAGAUCUGUCGCUGUGUUGUGCUUUCCUCUCCAGGCCCCCACGCCCUUGUGCUGGUGACCCAGCUGGGCCGUUACACUGAGGAAGACAAGGACGCUGUGCAGCGAGUGCAAGAGAUUUUUGGAGCUAAGGUAAUGAAAUAUGUCAUUACCUUAUUCACCCGAAAGGAAGAUUUAGGGGAUGGCUCAUUGAGUGACUAUGUAACACAUUCAGAUAACCGAGAUCUUCAAAGGCUAAUUGAUGAGUGCGGGAAGCGAUAUUGCGCUUUCAAUAACAAAGCAACAGGAACAGACCAGGAAGCCCAGGUUGAAGAGCUGAUGGGACUGAUGGAGAGAAUGGUACAGGAGAACAGAGGCCAAUAUACAAAUGAGACUUACCAAUACGUUGAGAAGAUGCUCCAAUUCAAAAUGGAUGAGUUACAGAAACUGUACAGAGAAGAGAUGGAAAGAAAGAGAGAAGAAAUAAUACAGUGCUUUACAGAGAACUGUAAGAAGAUAAAGGAAGAGUCAAACCUGAGAGAAGAGGAAUUAAAGGAAAAACUUGAGAAACAGGAGAAGGUUAAAGAAGAUGCUUUCCUGCAGCUGAAGCACAUGGAACAAAAAAAAAUGGAAGCCAUGGAGCAAAAGCUGCUGAAAGAGUUGGAAGGAAUACAGAAAAGUUAUGAGAAAAAACAAAAACAAAUCAGAGAAGAAGCUGAGAAUGGUUUUAGCAUAAUGAGUAUGAUUUGGGAAAUGGGUCUUUGGGUAUAUUCAUGUUUCCCAAACUGGGAUACAUUUAGCAAUUAUUUUCCAUUCUGGAGGUGAAUGAAUUAUCUUUCUUUGCAUUUCCCCCUGUGGUUUAAUCUGAUUUGUUAUUGAUGAAGUUUCACCCCAUUGUGACUCUACAGUCUUUGAAAUGUCAUGUCUAGUUCUUCUGUUAACUUCACAGGCAGAGUAGCAUGGGACAACUGAAUAAACAUGAAUAAAAUCAUCCAUAAAUAUGUAUUUCUUAUUAUGCUGAAAUGGAAAUAUCUCAGUCAGUCAGAGAACAGGGAUACUGUCCUGUCACUGAAGUGUACCGACAUUUUUUCCUAAUUAUGAAAUACCCUACUCUGUGAUUGGUUAUGGGUAAGUUAUUUCCAUAACCAUUCUAUGGUUAUUUCUCAUUAACAGUAUUAAACAAAUCCCUGCACUGAUUGGCUAAUAAUGACGGUCAGUCAAUUGAUUUGACAUAGUCUUUCAUGAAACUCUGCUGAAAAAAACAUUAAUCCUAUGCAAAAUCAUUGCUGCCAAUAUUAACUGAAUUAAAAACUGGUUAAUGGAUCACAAGGUUUAACUCUCCAUAAGGAAUCAUCAUCCUUGGUCGUAUUUCUAGUGGAAUUCUACAGGGACCUGUUCUUGGCCCAGUGCUAUACAGGAUCUUUUUAAUUGGUUUAGAAAUAUUGCUGGUAAAAUUAGCAGAUGACACAAAAGGUGGUGGAGUGACAAAUAAUGAUACUGGAUUAGAGAGUAUGCUUAUAACAUUUGCAGAUGACACCGAGCUGGGAAAGGUUGCAAGCACUUUAGAGGACAGGUUUAAAUGACCUUGAUAAAUUGGAGAAUUGGUCCGAAUUCAACAAGAUGAAAUUCAAUAAAAAUGAAGACAAGUGCAAAGUACUUCACUUAGGAAGGAAAAACCGAAUGCACAACUCCCAAAUGGUGAAUAACUGUCUAGGUGGUAGUAGUGCUGAAGAGGAUCUGGGCGAUUAUAGUGGAUCACAAACUGAACACAAGUCAGCAAUGGAACACAGCUGCCAGAAAGGCUCAUGCGAUUCCGGGGUGCAUUAACAGGAGUGUCGUAUGUAAGACACAGGAAGUAACUGUCCUGCUCUCCUUGGCAAUGCUGAAUCCCCAGCUGGAGUCCUGUGUCCAAUUCCAGGCACCACAAUUCAGGAAAGCUGUGGACAAAUAGGGGAGAGUCCAGAGCAGUAGAGCCCUGCGUGGAUACAAAACGGAUAUCCAUGGAUGUGGAUAUCCCCGAAUCGAAAUCAUAGAUCAGCGGCGCUGCAGGACUCUACAGUGAAUUGCAGCAGCGAAAGCAGAAGCCAGCGCCCUGCACCAGCAGCUCCUCUAGCGUGGCUGUGCCACCCCCUAGCCUGGGCAGUAAUCCCUUCCAUUCUGCAGUCUGUGUCUCCUGUCCAGAGGUGUGCAAGCCGCUUGCACACACUAGUGUGAAUAGGGACAGCUGUCGUUGAGCCUGGUUCCAGCCCCAGUGAGUGGGGCUGGGGGCGGUACAGCCACGCCGGAGGAGCUGCUGGCACGGGGCGCUGGCUCCUGGGAGUGGUGGACUGACGUUCUGCUGCUUUCCCCACUGUGGUCCCCAGUAGAGCCCUGAAGCUCUGCUAAUAUCUGAUUAUCGCAUCCACAGAUAUACAUUUUGUAUCUGGGAGGGGCUCUACAAAGCAGAGCAAGAACAUAUUGUAUUCAUAUUUGCAAUGAAAGCAUGACCAUUUCUAGCUGACUCCUAGAUUUGUUUAGCAGGUUAAAGCUGAGCUGUGUGCGGAUAGUGUGCAUGCGAGAGGGAUGGUUAAUUAUUAUUAAGGGUUUUUUUAUAUAAGGCUUUUAUCCAAAGCACUUUACAAUAGUUAGCUAAUGGCACAAACAACAUUUGGAAGGAUCAUUAAGUGAUCCCUUGAGACCCUCAAGAAUUUUCAAGUAGUCCGUGAAAAAAAAGUGUGAGAACCACUGAUCUAGAAGAAAAAAAGAUCUGAGAUCCAAUGGCUGGAAGUCAAAUUUAUAACCAUUCAGACUAGAAAUAAAGCACAAAGUUUUAGUCUUGAGGGUUAUUAUCCAUUGGGACAAUUUACCCCAGGAUAUGGUGCAUCUUCUAAAAGAUACAUUAUAGAUUAAACAGAAGUGAUGGGUUUGAUGCAGAAAUUACUGGGUGAGGCUCUAUGGCCCCUGCCAUUCAGGAGGGCAAACUAGUCGAUCAUCACCAUCCCUCCUGGCCUAAGAUCUGUGGAUUUAUGAAUUCAGGCCCAAGGAUUUGCCUAAUUACUUAAUGGAAAUUCUCAGUAAGAUUCAGGCUCAGAUCUCCAAAGGUAUUUAGGUACCUAACACCCAUUGGUAUCAAUGAGAGUUAGGCACCUUCAUACCUUUGAGGACACUUUUUACGCUCCUAAAUUUAU